Messenger RNA from Drosophila rhopaloa, 4340 nucleotides. Its product is annotated as transcription factor hamlet. The transcript is spliced from 8 exons. Gene Ontology annotation, biological process: regulation of transcription by RNA polymerase II. The record is from RefSeq and is a predicted model, not a curated record. The coding region runs from base 447 to 3770 and encodes 1107 amino acids. Gene Ontology annotation, cellular component: nucleus. Gene Ontology annotation, molecular function: DNA-binding transcription activator activity, RNA polymerase II-specific; RNA polymerase II cis-regulatory region sequence-specific DNA binding. NCBI's taxonomy places the organism in Eukaryota, Metazoa, Arthropoda, Insecta, Diptera, Drosophilidae.
AGCGUAAUUUUCCGUCGGUUUUUUUUGGGUUUUUCUCGAUAUUUUCCCACUACCCCACACUGCUUUUCGAGACGCGUAUGCAACAACAACAAAAAAACAAAGAAAGGACAAAAAAACAUUGGCGAGAUUUUUGCUGCCUUAACCACAAUUUAUAAACACCGCCCCAACCCACGUCGAGAGUUUAUGCAAAUGCAGUUGUGUCGGUUGUCCACCCCGGAAAAACUUGUGUUCUUGAUUUGCAAAAGUGAUUUCUAAUUGUUUCGACUUCUUGUUUUAACUUGCCACAAAAAAAAGGACGCGAAAGAGUGAGCGCGAAAGAGAAAAGGGAGGGAGACAGAGCAUAGCGGAGUAUGUCAAUGUCAGUGGCCCAGUUUCCGCUGCAUUGCUAAAAGGAUUUCCCCUAACUCUUCGAUUUCUGGCCAUGGAUAUCACAAAAGUCUAGUUUAAUGACGUCACUGCUGGAGAUUAUCAUGCGAUCGAAAGCGCUUGCAAGGAAAUUCGAUCAGGGCUCCAGCGGCGAAGACUUCGAUCCAAGUGCGAGUGUUGCGCGCCACCAUCAUCACCACCAUCACCUGGAUCUGAGUGCCAGGAGUCAGGGCUUCAAUCCGCAGCCUGAGCAGAUUGAGGACUUAUUCGCCACCCGCCAUCGCUUGCCGCCGCAGGAUCCCGUGGACGGAUCUCCGACGAGGCGGAUUCAGGAUCCGGAGCUCCUCCAUCACCCCAAUCAUCUCCAGCAGCAACAGCAAAAGCAGCAGCAGCCACCGCCUCCCACGUUGCCACUGUCCGUGGAAUCCCAAUCCCCCGCCGCCGACGGCAUGGAGUCCUUCUUCAAGGACCGCGCCCAGGCGGAGCACAUCCUGCACGAGUGGGUGAGGAGACGCGAUUCCGUCUGUGAUCUGGACAUCCGUGAUAGCGGCGGCGUCUUUGCGAAGACGCCGCUCCAGAGGGGCACCCGCUACGGACCCUUCCCCAUGAAGCUUAGCCACCAGCCCGACGAUCAGCAGCUGGCAUGGAAGGCAUAUAAUGAAUAUUUUAAUGGAUGGCUGGAGCCCACAUCCGAUGUGUCCACGUGGUUGAAAAAGAUCCGAACUGUUCAGGACGAGGGCAUUGGCGAGGCUAAUUUAGAAAGUUACAUUAAUGGCGGUUAUCUGUGGUACGAAACGAAUCGUUAUGUGAAUGCUGGCAGUGAAAUGGUCGUCGACGGGCGGCCCAAGAGUCCUGUUCAUCUGAACGAGAAUUUCAUGAACGGCGGAGGAGUCCUGGCAGCCGCAGCCGCCGCAGCAGCCGCUGCCGCCGCAGUGGCCGCCGCCUCGACCUCGGGACCGAAAAGCGGGGGCGGGGGCAGCUCCCUGCCCAGCGAUGAUCGCAGCGAUCGUGAUAAUAGUUCUUUGUACAGUGGUGACGAAUUCUCCAAAGAUAAGAAAGGAGAUAUAGAUUACGCAGACGACCAAACCAAAUUCGAUAUUCGCUGCGAGGUCUGCGAUAAAGUCUAUCCGGAUUUAGAACUUUUGGACGAUCAUCUGGUGGGUGCUCAUCAUUACAAGCAGGACGAAUUCUCCUGCAAGAAAUGCCCAUUGCAGUUCUGCCAUCGACUUUUGCUCAUCAAACACGAAGGGAUCUCACACAAUAGUGAACGAAGAUUUUCCUGCGAGAAUUGCACCCUGGUAUACCGUGACCCCUCGUUAUUACAGCAACAUAUUCGCGCCAACCACGUCGGAGCUCGCUGUCAUCCGUGUCCGGAGUGCGGGAAAACGUUCGGAACCUCGUCUGGGUUGAAGCAGCACCAGCACAUCCACAGUUCCGUGAAGCCCUUCCCCUGCGAGGUGUGCCACAAGGCGUAUACGCAAUUCUCGAACCUGUGUCGGCACAAGCGGAUGCACGCCACCUGCCGGAAUCAGAUCAAGUGCGACAAGUGCAACCAGAGCUUCAGCACAACGACCUCCCUAACUAAGCACAAAAAGUUCUGCGACUCGACGGGUCCGGUGUUUCGGAACCAGCACAUCAAUCGCCACCACCCGCAUCAGCAUCCACAUCCGCAUCCGCAUCAGCAUCAGCUUGCUCAGGAAAUUCAGCAACAUCUGACGGCGACUGUUACAUCCACCUGUGCAACGCCAGCAAAGGAAUCUUCGGAAUCCUCGCCCUCAGCUGCUGUUGCCGCCGCCGCCGCCAUGUCCUCGCCACCGAAUCCCUUCAUGAUGUUUCGCCAUGCACCGCCGUUCUUUCCCGGAUUUCCGGCAUACGGAUUUCCCAACUUCCUACCACAAAAUGCGCUGCAUAAUCCGAACUUUCCCAUGUUCUUCUCAAAAACACCCAUGGACAUGGGCUGUGUCGCACCCGAGAUUACUUCUCCGAAUUCCGCCUUUGAUCAGAAAUUACCAUUUGGCUUUCUGAAAAAUAAUUCCCCUGCUCUGGAGCCUUUAAACAAAGAAACGGAUGAAGAGUUGGUCUACAAAUCAGCGAAGAAGCUUAAGAGGGAGCCAUUCCUGCAUGUUUCCGAAGGCGAAGACGACGAUAGCCGCAAUUCCUUUGGCAUUAAAUUAAAGCCGGAUGAGGUCAAAAAUGGGAUCAAGUCGGAGGAGCAGAAGGAGAUAAUGCGAGAUGCCGAAAGAGGAAGUAGUCCCGAUCAACAGCAGGUCGAAGAUGAUAGGAAAUCCAUCGACAUCGUGAGCACUCCACCACCAUCAGAUACACCGUCUGCAGCCGAUGCACCGCUGGACCUUUCCAUAUGUCGCAAGCGCUUAGGCUCAUCCAUCUCCUUUCUUCACGCUCCUUUACCGGAGAACGACCUGUUCGAUAACUUUCUACCCAGAGUGCUAGAGUUCGAGAACGAAGGGGGGCCGCCCGUGCCGAAAGUGCGCAAAUCGCACAGUUCGGCGGAUUCCUCGAACUCGCACAAGUCCACGCCCACCGCCUCGCCGGAGCUCACCCCCUCGCCGUCGCCGCCCACAAGUGCGGGCGGUGAGCUGAGCAGCGCGUCCGAGGGCGGAGCGGUAACAGAGACGUUUUCAGCAUCAGCAACAGCGGCUGUAGCAGCGGCAGCAGCAGCGGCAGCAGCAACGGCAGUGUCGCGACCAACGGGGGCCACUCUGGCCCACUUAAGCGAGUUACAGAGAAAGAGCCGCGUGCCCCCCACAAUACUGGAGGACUUCUAUUUAGCUCAGUUUCCUUUUUUAUGGCAAACGGGCGGAGGGCCCGCCACUAAGCGGCCGCCUCCGCCCGGGAAAAUCCCAACGGCCAAGGAUCGCUACUCCUGCACGUACUGCAGAAAGGUGUUCCCCAGAUCGGCCAACCUGACUAGGCAUCUGAGGACGCACACCGGCGAGCAGCCGUAUCCCUGCACUUUCUGCGAUCGGGCAUUUAGCAUAUCCUCGAACCUGCAGCGCCACGUAAGGAAUAUCCACAAAAAGGAGCGUCCCUUUCGCUGCGAUAUCUGCGAUAGAACGUUUGGCCAGCAGACGAAUCUCGAUAGACAUGUGAAGAAGCACGAGUUGGAGGGCAACAAUUUCAGGGAUUCGCCCAGUUCCGCUGGCAAUGCCGAGUACUUCGAUGAGAUACGCAACUUUAUGAACCGCGUCUGCACACCCAACAGUUUGGGUGGGAAGGAGAGCGAUACCGAGGAGUAUCCCAAUAGCGAAGAUCAGUCCUUGAACCUCGAAAAGGACACUGGCAGCAUCAACAACAACAACAGCAGCAACAUCACCAACAACAACAGCAGCAGCGGCAGCAACAACAACAACAACAAUCCCAAGGCCAUCACAAUAAGCUCUUAAUAACCGAGAAACAGAAUAACAGGCAAUUUCCUUGUUGUUAAAAGAAAAUCUUACUUUAAAUCUUACUUAAGCGUGCCUCCGAGAGGGAAACCUAUUUUUAAGUAGUUACCAUUUCCACACAACUUGUACUAAACCAACUCUAAACAUUAGCUAUGCAAUCAAUGGAAAAAGACGGUGAAGCAUCAAAACUUAAACUACAACAAAGAAAAAACAAAUAAAUACAAUUUAAAGGGAAAACUUUAUAAACUAUAUACUAUACUUAAACCCACUCUAAAACCACCUUAAAAGUGUAGCUAAUUUAAACAUCUGUACAUAGACAUAUGAAAGUCUUAACUUUGUGAGUCGAUUUCAACUACUUUGGAACUCUGUAGAUUAUAUACAUAUAUAUAUGAUAUUUUGAUUGUGUAUGUGUAUAGGCUUUAUAUAUAUACAUAAAUCUAUAUGUGUAAAUCGAUUUAUAACGUAUGCCGUAAGUCUAACAUAUUUAUAGAGCUAAUUAUUGCAAUUCUCAACACAAAAAUAAGAAAACAAAAUCAAUUUUAUAACAUUUACUUAACGUUUAAUUAUAUU